This is a messenger RNA of Brienomyrus brachyistius, 4523 nucleotides long. It is a transcript of the gene tmpoa, whose product is annotated as thymopoietin a. The record is from RefSeq and is a predicted model, not a curated record. Lineage: Eukaryota; Metazoa; Chordata; Actinopteri; Osteoglossiformes; Mormyridae. The transcript is spliced from 12 exons. Gene Ontology annotation, molecular function: DNA binding. The coding region runs from base 396 to 2339 and encodes 647 amino acids.
CAAGUGAGCGUCCAAUGGGAUGUUGCUUUGUUGGGGGGUCGAGUCUCCCCCUUUCUCACCACAGUCGGCUGCCAUUGGUCCAAGGCUGUGAGCCUGUUUGACUGUAACAGUGAAUUCGAAACCAGAAUAAAAGGCUAACGCAUUUACUUAUACGCUUCGCGGUGCGAAGAAGAAGAAAACACGUGUUUUAAGGAGGAAACGAAAACGGUUUAAUUGCUGCUAAAGAUAAGUUUUCGGCUUGCUGGCUAGCUUUCCUUGGCUGUGUCCGUUGCGCUCCCUAGAAGAGGCGCCAGUUAGCCUGCUCGCUAGUUACUGCUGCGUUUCUUUUUUUGUUGUUAUUGGAGGGGUGCUGAGCGCCGAGUUGGUCUUUUGAAAGAGAUCGAUAAAUAAUAGACAUGUCGGAAUUCCUGGAAGACCCGUCGGUGCUCACUAAGGAUAAGUUGAAGAACGAGCUGCUGGCGAACAACGUAGCCUUGCCGAGCGGCGAACACAAGAAAGAUGUAUAUGUGCAGCUGUACCUGAAGAACCUGACCGCGCAGAACAAGAGAAAUGCGGCUCCGGACGCCUUUUCCAGCGACGAAGACCUGCCUCCCCCCGUGGUUUCUAAUAAGAGCCGCUCUGGAAGGAAAGCCACAAGGAAGACGGACAAACCCAGGCCAGAAGAUGUGGAUGUGACGGACCUCACCGACGAGGGCCUGAAAGCCCAGCUGCUGAAAUACGGCGUUAAUCCCGGUCCCAUCGUAGCCUCCACCCGCAAACUAUACGAGAAGAAGCUGCAGAAGCUGAUAGACCAGGGUCCCCCCGAGGCCUCGGCCCCCGUCGCAGCCCCACCGAAGCCAGACAGUAACCAGAACGGCAACACAGAUUCCGACCAGUACAGUGAUAAGGAGGAAGAGGAGCAGGCGGCGCCAAGCCUGGACCCAGAGCCCAUCCCAGAACCAGUCCCCGUGGUGGAGAGGCCCGUGAGGAGCAGAGGGAAGAGCUCAGUCAGCUUGCGCAGCAACCGCCACGGAGCCAACAGGAACGAGGAGGAGGAGGAAGAGGGGCCGGAGGAAGCGGAACGGUGGCCAGAAGAACAGCCCCCCCUUAAUGUGAAGAGACACCCACGGACACCCCAGCACUGGAGGGAUCAGACCGUCCCUGCUAGUGAUGACACUGACAUGUCUGAGUCGUCUGCUUCAGAAAUGGUCGUCCCCCCUCGUACACUGACUGGUUCUCGCUCUUAUAAGCAAGAUUGCCCGAGGGUCCCACGGGCGCCAAGGUCCCCUUUGCCCGCCAAGCCGUCCACACCUCUGUCAGUGACGCGUUCUGACCGGAUUGCGUCCCCAUCUGAGGCGCCCCGGGCUUCCUUCACGUUAAUGUCACCCCUUCAGCGGGAGGCGGCGGCCGUUGGCCUGGAGUCCUGCCCCCCUAGAUUUACCCACAAGGAUUCCCCCAUAGCCAGUUUCUCCCAGCACCUCUCUAAAAGACCCCUUCAUCGCCCCCGGGGCCAGACCCCCUCAGAUUCCCGCGAUGAGUGCCGCAGCUCCCGGGGAAGUGAUCAGAAUAUCCACCACACCCCUUCCUCUACCCGGAUGGGUGUCAGAAAGGGGGGGUUGCAGCCUGACACCGAUGACAAGGACACAUCUGCACUGCCUGCCCCUGAGCGUCCGCAAGCGCAUCUGCAGUCCCUGCUCAACACUGCGCUCCUAGAGAGGGGCCUGAACCCCAGAUGUUCACUUCUUGAGCAGGAGGGCUUGGAGAGCAUAGACCCCAGCAAGGCCUCCCAGUGUGGAUGGAGGCAGCAGAAGAUCCUUAGCACGUUCACCCCCGAAAGGCUGCAGUCCUGGCCCUGUACACCUGUGGCUCAGGGGGCUGGACGGGUGGAUGAGAGACCGGCAGCAGCUCUGCAAACACCUACAGCAGAUGGCAAGGACAUCUUGAAAGAGAUGUUCCCCAAUGAAGUCGGUACUCCCACGGGCAUCACCGCCACCUGCAGGCGGCCCAUACGUGGGGCUGCAGGGAGGCCACUGAAACCCAGCGACUUCUGGCUUGACGAGUCCCUCCUGCAUCAGUCCGAGCGCCUGGAGAGCCGCUCCUACAUGGAGAGCCGCGGCACGCCACGGCCGCUCCCUCUGCUCUCCUCAUCUUCCAGGAUCUCCACGGCGGCGCCCCCUGCUGGGCACGCUUGUGCACGGCGCUCCUUGCCGGUGUGGGUGCAGCUUCUGCUGCUCACCGUUGUGGCCGGCUUCCUCUUCUUUGUCUACCAGGCCAUGGAAACCAACCAUCUGAACCCCUUUGUCCAAGAAGGCGAUGACCCUUCCCCAUCCAGCAGCGCAGGAGGGAGCACCGCCGACUAAAUCGCCCCAUUUCCUGAUACCCCCCCCAGUACUGUGUGCCCCUCCCUCUCCCACAUUUCUCUUCAUUCUCCUCCUAUGCCCAGCACCAUGCUCUGCUCAUUGUGGAAGCCCCCUUCUUCCAGCCCUCCUCCCCACUCCCCCCCCCCCCCAUCAGGACAAUACCUCUACGUGACUCAACGGUUAAAGCAGCGCUUCCAUCACGGGGCACGGACACUGUAGUUACCCCCCCACCCCACCCCAAACACUAAUUUGCGUCUGUCCAUCUAAAUUCUCCUAAUCCUUCCCCAUUUCCCUUUGCCUUCAUGUUCUCCUCCACUUGUCAAUUUUUUUAUUUUUUUUUUCUGUUGGGGUUAGUCUCCUCACUCACCGCCAGUGACGGUCCCUCUACCUGUGUGGGCGGAGCCAGCCCCGGCCCACCCUCUCAAAACUGCAGUGGCUUCCAGAGGAACACAUGGACUGGGUUUAUAGUGUCUGUCUUUUUAUCAUUGUCUGUGUGGGUUUCUUAGGGAUGUUACAUGUCUAAAUUGGUGCCCGUGUGCAUUUCUUUUUAUUUGUUGUUCGUCUAAGAUGCAACACGGUUUAAUUGUGGAAUACUGUCUAUGCGUGUAAAUACCAACAGAUUAGGUUAUGGCCGAUCAUUUUCUGCGAGUUUAAUGAUUAACCAUUUAGCUGUUUUUGCUUGCAAUGACACUCCAAUAUUUUUACCCUAAUGUUGAUUCCAGUUUAGAAAUGCCCAUUUCUGGGACUGCUGCACAGUGAGGUAUUUUAUAUGAAACACAACGGCUCCUGCCGCAGUUAAGUUCUAGCAAAAUUGCCCCCGUAUCCCUUUAACAUUCCCGUCCCCAGGGGGCGUGCCUCUGUUACGAUGUCCGUUUCAGGGAUGGGUGACACUUUUACAUGGGACAGCCUGGUCGGGGAAUCCCAGCUCUGCGCGUGAUACAGGCACGAUGACGUACGUAUGCAUCUGCAGCACUUAAGCCCUCUGCUGACCAAAUUCUGUUUUGAAAUACUGUCCAAUGACUCUUUCUGUAGCCCCGCUGUUCAUUCUUGAUUUCUUUUCCCCCUCAAAAGGUUUUUUUUUUAGGCAUGUUGGUCUCGGUCCUUAGAGGAACCAAUCUGAUGUGAACGCAGUUCAGGAUGCAAGCAUGACUGAUCUCGCUCUUUUAAAUCUGCAUUGUUGUGCUUUCAGAGUGGUCUGCUACUGAAAUGCUUGCAUUUCUCUACCUGUGACUUAUAACUGGUUGCCUCUCCUUAUGGGCAUUCCCCUUGUCGCCAAGGGUCACUACACAGAAGGUCCCCUGGUGAAAUAUGUUCAGAAUGUGAUCCUGUGGCAUCCUGGGCCAGAUUACCUGAAGUGCUGUGUUGGGAUUUGUGUGUGUGAGUGGCCUGGCUUAUACACCAGCCAUAAUGACCAGGGUAACUGAUGAACUGACAGGUGCCAGUACCCACAGGAAUGUGUAGGGAUGACACUUCACUUAUAACACUGUAGCACGAUUGACCCUUAGUUUGUAACUUGCCCCCCCUCCCCCCUCCCAAGUGACCAGGCCUGUGUUAUAUCAUGUGUUAGGUCCUGUCUGUCUCUUCCACUUACCCCCACUGAACACUGGCUGAACUGGUAUGAGAAGUUAAUGUCAUUUUUGGCUUCUGUGUUUUUACUAACUUGGAUCAAACGGUUCAGAAAUCAGAGUGUACAUUUAAAUGGAGACAUUUCUAGUUGGAAAUGCUAAUAAAAUGCUAUUUUAAUGCAUUGGGUCAUUUACCCUUCUUUGACAUGUCCUCGGUUUGGAAUUCUGUGCCAUAAACGGUUUAGGACAGUUUUUAGUCAUUUAGUGCCUGUACUUUUGUUUUUGUAACUGCAGUAUUUUUCUAAUGUGUCUUCAGAAGGAAAAAAAAACAACUUUUUUUUAAGUUUGAAAAGUAAAACCGUUGUCUACUCGUGUAGAGAUUGCAAAGUGCUGGUUUAACAGGAAUAAUGUGAAACUGCUUUACUGAGCUUUGCAGCCUUUUUGAAAUUCUACAAAUGUAUUUAAUGUUUCAGAGAAGAGGCCGGAGAGCUUGUUUCCGUUGGGUUUGGGGGGCUAGUGGCCAUGGCUCGGGGAGUGUGCAGGGUUUUUAAACUGGGGUGGCUCUUUUUAUUGUAGUCGGUAUCAUUUGUAGAAAUCAAAAUAAAAUUCAUAACUUAAA